Molecule: messenger RNA, 2191 nt
Organism: Manihot esculenta (cassava)
Lineage: Eukaryota; Viridiplantae; Streptophyta; Magnoliopsida; Malpighiales; Euphorbiaceae
Product: protein NRT1/ PTR FAMILY 5.2
Exons: 4
Coding region: 74-1858 (594 amino acids)
Biological process (GO): transmembrane transport; dipeptide transport
Cellular component (GO): membrane
Molecular function (GO): tripeptide transmembrane transporter activity; dipeptide transmembrane transporter activity
Source: RefSeq, a predicted model, not a curated record
AGCAACUUCACCUUCUAACUCGUCUAGUGGAGCAAAUAAAACUUUUGUGAGUGAGACUUGUAUAUUUUUAUACAUGGCUCUGGAACAAGGGGUUGACGAUUAUACAAAAGAUGGAACUGUGGAUCUUAGAGGAAACCCUGUUCUUAGAUCCAAAAGAGGUGGAUGGAGGGCUUGCUCUUUUGUUGUUGUGUAUGAGGUAUUUGAGAGGAUGGCAUAUUAUGGGAUAUCAAGCAAUCUGGUGGUCUACUUGACAAAAAAGCUACAUGAAGGUACUGUGAAAUCGUCAAAUAAUGUGACGAAUUGGGUUGGCACCGUUUGGAUGACUCCAGUGUUGGGCGCAUAUGUUGCCGAUGCUCGUCUUGGCCGCUACUGGACCUUCGUCAUUGCUUCCUUGAUUUAUCUCUCGGGGAUGUGCUUACUAACACUAUCAGUGUCACUCGGAGCACUAAGACCGCCACCCUGCAAGGAUACCAAUGUCGACAAUUGCCAGAAGGCAUCAGCAUUACAAGUAGCAGUGUUUUUUGGUGCCCUCUACACCUUAGCCUUAGGGACUGGAGGAACCAAGCCCAACAUCUCCACCAUUGGCGCUGAUCAAUUCGAUGAUUUCGACCCAAAAGAAAAGGGUCAAAAGCUCUCCUUCUUCAACUGGUGGAUGUUCAGCAUUUUCUUUGGAACACUCUUUGCUAACACUGUUCUUGUUUACGUACAAGAUAAUGUCGGAUGGACAUUAGGCUAUGCACUCCCAACUCUUGGGCUUCUGAUAUCUGUUGCUAUAUUCUUGGCCGGCACACCUUAUUACAGGCACAGGCUGCCCACUGGUAGCCCAUUUACGAGGAUGGCGAGAGUCAUAGUUGCUGCCCUAAGAAAAUGGAACGUGGCAAUUCCAAAUGACCCUAAAGAACUCUAUGAGCUUGACUUGGAAGAGUAUGCAAACAAGGGAAAGUUUAGGAUUGAUUCCACUCCUACACUCAGAUAUCUGAAUAAAGCUGCUGUGAGAACAGGUUCAAGUGAUCCAUGGAUGCUUUGCUCAGUUACUCAAGUAGAGGAAACUAAGCAAAUGUUAAGAAUGAUUCCGAUCUUGAUUGCGACUUUCGUUCCAAGCACAAUGGUUGCUCAGAUCAAUACCCUUUUCGUGAAGCAAGGCACUACACUUGAUAGGCAUAUUGGCAGCUUCAAAAUCCCCCCAGCAAGUUUAUCUGCAUUUGUGACCUUAACAAUGCUUAUUUCUGUAGUCCUUUAUGACCAAUACUUUGUCAGGAUCAUGCGAAGGUGGACUAAUAAUCCUAGAGGGAUCACUCUUCUUCAGAGGAUGGGAAUAGGCAUGGUUUUCCACAUCAUAAUCAUGAUCACAGCUUCCCUCAUUGAAAGGCACAGACUCAGUGUGGCUAAGAAACAUGGCUUGGUUGAAAGUGGAGGACAAAUCCCUUUAACCAUUUUCAUUUUACUUCCUCAGUUUGUGCUUAUGGGAAUGGCUGAUGCGUUUCUAGAGGUAGCCAAGCUUGAGUUCUUUUAUGAUCAGGCACCUGAAAGCAUGAAGAGCCUUGGUACUUCUUACUCAACUACGAGUCUCGGAGUUGGAAACUUCCUCAGCAGUUUCCUUCUUUCCACAGUUGCUCGUAUCACUAAAAAUCAUGGUCACCACAAUGGAUGGAUUUUGAAUAACUUAAAUGCUUCUCACUUGGACUACUAUUAUGCAUUCUUUGCGAUAUUGAACUUUGUGAAUCUCAUUUUCUUCUUCGUUGUGAUCAAGUUCUAUGUGUAUAAAGCUGAAGUUUCAGAUUCAAUGGAAGUACUAGCUGAAGAAUUGAAGGGAAUCAGAUUGAGGGCAUCGAGCCAAGAAGUAUCAAAUACCUCGUAGCUUUGACUGAAUGGUCAUUGGGCAGAAGAAAAAAACUAGCCUAGAUAAGAUAAGGUAUAUGGGCAUCAGAGGUGAAAAUGGAAGAUCAGAAACAAGUUGGUCACCAUUUUUAGUGUAAGCUGCAAACUCCUCCACUUGACUGUGAUUGGGUGAAUUUGCUUGGUGGCAGUGGUGAUUAUACAAUUAAGCUGCAAUUUGCCCUUCAUCUCAAAUAAGAAAAAAAAGAACGAAGAAGAUGCAGCAGAAGGAGAAGAAAAAAAAGUAAAACAUAUGGGAUUACACUUGACAUCCUCUAAUGCUUUAUAAUAAACAACUUCUCUGUUUCUACACAAA